CCUUCCAGAUGCUUUGGAGUCAUGAGCCGGGAGGGGACAGGGACCCGUCUGGUGGCCGAGGUGAUCAAAGAUCGCCUUUGUUUUGCCAUUCUCUACAGCAGACCAAAGAGUUCAUCAAAUGUACAUUAUUUCACCAUAGAUAAUGAACUUGAAUAUGAGAACUUCUACGCAGAUUUUGGACCACUCAAUCUGGCAAUGGUUUACAGAUAUUGUUGCAAGAUAAAUAAGAAAUUAAAGUCCCUUACAAUGAUAAGGAAGAAAAUUGUUCAUUUUACUGGCUCUGAUCAGAGAAAACAAGCAAAUGCUGCUUUCCUUAUUGGAUGCUACAUGAUUAUCUAUUUGGGGAGAACUCCAGAAGAAGCAUAUAGAAUAUUAAUGUUUGGAGAUACAUCCUAUAUCCCUUUCAGAGAUGCUGCCUUAGGGAGCUGCAGUUUCUUCAUCACCCUUCUGGACUGUUUUCAUGCGGUGAAGAAGGCGAUGCAGUAUGGCUUCUUUAACUUCAACUCAUUCAGCCUUGAGGAGUACGAGCACUACGAAAAAGCAGAAAACGGAGAUUUAAAUUGGAUAAUACCAAACCAAUUUGUUGCCUUCUGUGGACCUCAUUCAAGAACCAGACUUGAAAGUGGUUACUACCAACAUUCUCCUGAGGCUUACAUUCCCUAUUUUAAGAAUCACAACAUUACUACUAUAAUCCGCCUGAAUAAAAGGAUGUAUAAUGCCAAACAAUUUACAAAUGCUGGUUUCGACCACUAUGACCUUUUCUUUGCGGAUGGCAGUACCCCUACUGACGCAAUCGUCAAAGAAUUUCUGGAUAUUUGUGAAAGUGCCGAGGGUGCCAUUGCAGUACAUUGUAAAGCUGGCCUUGGACGAACGGGUACUCUGAUAGCCUGCUACAUCAUGAAGCAUUACAGGAUGACAGCGGCCGAGGCCAUUGCCUGGAUCAGAAUCUGCAGACCUGGCUCGGUGAUUGGGCCUCAGCAACAGUUUUUGGUGAUGAAGGAGUCAAGCCUCUGGUUGGAGGGAGACUAUUUCCGUCAAAAGUUAAGAGCUCAGGAGAAUGGAAAACACAAAGCAGCUGUCUCAAAACUCCUCUUGGCUGUGGAUGACAUUUCAAUCCAUGGAGUCGAGAAUCAAGACAAGCAAGAACCUGAACUGUACAGCGAUGACGACGAAAUCAGCAGAGUGACGCAAGGUGAUAGACUCCGGGCCCUGAAAAGCAGAAGACAAUCCAAACGGAACACUGUUCCCCUCACAGUAAUUCUUCAGUCCAGUGUUCAGAGCUGUAAAACACCUGAACCUAACAUUUCUGGCAGUGCAGGCAUUACUAAAAGAACCACCAGAUCUGCUUCAAGAAAAAGCAGUUUUAAAAGCCUGGUUCCUCAGAGGGGAAGAAGGAAAAGGAAUGCUUUGCAGCAAAUGCCCUUAAUGGCAUUAUGGUACUCUCAUUGCUCCGCUGCUUCUGCACCCCCCCUUUUUUAUUGUUUUUUAUUGUUUUAUUUUUUAUUUUUUGCAGAACUGAGCCCUUUUCUGCUCUGCCUUUCUCUCCUGCUUGUCUUUAUGGUUGGUAUUGUACUGUCUUUUCCGAAGUAUUUGUCAUUAAAGAAUUAUUCCAAGUGUAUACUUUAGCAUGUCAAUAUUUUUUAGUAUGUUGCCUUCCUUGUCUUUGAUAACUGCCUGUGGGACACUUGAAAACCUUCAUGGUAAAAUCCUUUUUUUUUCCCCCGUAGUCCCUCCAUUUCAAGGACUAAAACAGUGUUGCGUUAAGUAAAAAGCUGUGACCAGAACUGAAGGAAGACUCUAGGAACAGAACUACAACAGGACUUAGCACAAUUUAUUUGGAAACAAAACAAAAUUGCAAAAGCCUUAGCUGCUUUCCACCUAAGAAGUUUGUUCAGUGAAGAAUAUGUCCACUGGAGUUGAAAUAACUGCAUGGGCUUGGGUACAAGCGGUGACUUGAAGACAACCCAGCUCUCCCGUGGUAGAAACGGCUCACGUUGAACAACAAAAAAGCUGUUGUAAAUUUAGUCUCAGGUGUAAAUAUCAGAGCCCUCUGUUGUCAGGAGGGCCGACUGCUCUGUGGUGCAUGUGUGUCCCUGUGAUGGCAAUCACUCUAGCUGCUGGCCUUCAGAGGAACGGAGGAUCUGAUGGAGGUCUUUUACCUAUUUAUUUUCUGUUCGCCCUGUGUCAGAGUUUAUAAAGAUAAAACAGGCAUUACUGAAAUGGUACUUCCUGUAAUUUGAUACUAUUUGGUGUAAUUCUCUUCACUUUGAUAUUUGUAAUACUGUCGUCAUGUUAACUGUUAAGUACCCAAGCUGCUUGUGUUCCACCACAGAGUGCUUUAUUAUCAGGACCCCGCGAAAGCCCCGUGUGAAGGCUGCUGCAUGGUGUGGCAGUGGUGGCAGGUGGGCUGUCACCUAAACCUCGCAGGCGCGUAGCAGUAGCUGCUUUAGAAGCCUCAGGAGGAGAAACUGGCCUCAGAGUUGGAAGACUGUUGCAAGUCAUUCCUUUUAUGUCAUCUAGGAACUGAAGAAUUCCAAGGCUGCCCACUAUUUGGUUGCCUGUCAUACAAAUUAAAAUCAUGUUUCCUUCUGUGCAUGAAAAAAAGCCCACACUUUUGGUGUUUCUCUUUGGAAACAGUUUCUCUUUGGAUCCCAAAUAAUGGUGGCUUAAGAAAAACAACCAUACUGCUUUAUUGGGGUCUUUCUCUGUAGCAUUGUGGACUUUUUCUGUUAUGUGAUCAGCCCAAGGCUGUUUGCGCACCCUUUGAUUUCAGCGACAGUUAUUCACGUCUGUAUUUCAGUUUGUCCAUAAGAUACUCACUGUUGCCUUCCAUUAGGGAAUCAGCUCUUUGCAGAGUGCCUUCCCCCCUCCACCCCUACAGAAACACAGCGGAGUCUGUGAUGUAGAGCAAUCACAGAGUUUAUUUGCUGCUAAAAAAACAAAAAAGAGGCCCAAAAUAAGAGAAUAUUUUUCAAAUAGUUUUAAGCGAAUGGUUUUAGUUAUUGUUAACCAGUGUUGGCCUGUCCUAGUUUGGAGAAAACAGGCAUAGUAUUGUAGGCAAAACGCCUUCACAAUACAAGAGGAGUGAGUGAGGUCAGUAGGCAAUUCCAUUUUUACACAGCACUGAGGAAUAGGAAGUAGUUGGUAUAAACAGAUUAAAGUCUUUGAAUGCAGAAAUAAUUGGAAGGCCUUGGCUCCAUUUGGUUUUGACUCUCUUGGAGUAAUGGUGAGGUCGACUGACUCUGAGGGGAGAUGGAAGACGCUGCCGUUUUGGCUAAACAAGCAGUUCUCCCGCAUCAGGCUGUGGGGGUCGGGCCCCACCAGCUUUUGCAAACGGGACUAGACCCAAAGACCCACUUCCCUGGCGGGACGAGCGCUGCUCAGUAAGCCCGGGGUGGGAGGAGAGACAUUCCAUCCGCUGUGUUGUGCCGGGAGGCUGUGCGAGGCACUCGCCCAGGCACCGGCACCGCUUUCUCAGGGCAGCUCUCCUUCCCUGUAUCUUUUCCAAGGCCACGUCCUGCGUAGGUAACCCAGGCGGUUGUGAAAGUCAGAGUCCCGUCCGAACCGUGCUCAGUUUGCCUUUUUAUUACUUCAGAUCCAGUAGCUGCUACUCCCUCCCAGCGAAUAAGCCGCUUGGUGUCUUGGCCACGAGCGAGAAGUUUGGGCUUCAGUGUUAACCACAGUACUUGUUAUUUUAUUAGUUGCCCUGUGUUGGCUGCUCACGUACCCAGCUAGCAUUGCUGUCACUGUGGCUCUUUCUAAAACUCCUUGUGUGCAACAGGCUUGUUCCUGAGAUUGGUCAUAGGAAACUAAUGAUUCGAUAGUCAUUUUUUGAAACACAAAAAGGGCAUAGCAACAGCGUUAAACUCACGGGGGCACAUCUAGAAUCCAGGAAGCCUCUGGGUGGGACUGGUGGAAAGUUCUUGCUCUGACUCAGAGUGGACUGAUUCUUUUUUCCCCCCAACUGAACCUUCACACCCAGAACCUUCUGAGAUUCUAAUUUUGAGCCCUUGUCAUAGGAGACCUGUUGCUAUGGAAUGUGAAACGGCAUGUCAGACGGAGAGAUUCCUUUAACUUCAGAGCCUUAAAUAGCUCUGAAAGUACACCACACAGUUCCCAUUGCAAUUAAAAUUAGAAAUGAAUAUUUUUAGGUGCCCUUGAAGCUUUGUGGGGACUCAAAUCAUCAAAAGCCAGGGGCAGUCCAAAGGAAGGAUGUCUGCAAAACUGGGUACCUAGAAGUGUAGACAGAUCUCUGUUUUGUGUGAAAGGAAAGCUAGGGAGUUAGGAGUCCGACCUGCGGUGAGGAGGGCGGGUCCCGAGCACAGCCUCACCGAAACCAGUAGCCUCACCUGUCAGGCGUGGCUGCUUCCCAGCGCUUGCUGCACUUCUGGUCCCCAGGAUUGGUCUGUUCCAAACUUGAUC
Molecule: messenger RNA, 4422 nt
Organism: Miniopterus natalensis
Lineage: Eukaryota; Metazoa; Chordata; Mammalia; Chiroptera; Miniopteridae
Gene: CDC14B
Product: cell division cycle 14B
Biological process (GO): protein dephosphorylation
Source: RefSeq, a predicted model, not a curated record